This is a messenger RNA of Andrographis paniculata, 506 nucleotides long. RefSeq names its product pathogenesis-related protein 1B-like. Lineage: Eukaryota; Viridiplantae; Streptophyta; Magnoliopsida; Lamiales; Acanthaceae. The record is from RefSeq and is a predicted model, not a curated record. The coding region runs from base 6 to 506 and encodes 166 amino acids. Gene Ontology annotation, cellular component: extracellular region. The transcript has a single exon.
UACAGAUGAUGAUGAUGAGCCGAGCUGCAGCAGCAGCAGUAAUCCUAAUAAUCACCACCACGACCGGAGCGUGCGUCCACGCGCAGAACUCCCGGCAGGACUUUCUCGACGGCCACAACGCCGCCCGGUCGGAGGUUGGGGUCGGCCCCAUGACAUGGGACGACACCGUCGCCGCCUUCGCCGAGAACUACGUCGGCGGGAGGCUCGGCGACUGCCAACUUGUGCACAGCCAGCAGCAGUACGGCGAGAACCUCGCCGCCGGCGGCGGCGAGGGGUUCGACUUCACCGGGAAGGACGCUGUGGGACUGUGGGUGGACGAGAAGAAAAACUACGAUCACGUGAGCAACACGUGCGCAGAGGGUCAGGUGUGCGGGCACUACACGCAGGUUGUGUGGAGGGACUCGGUCAGGCUCGGGUGUGCCCGGGCGCAGUGCGCCAACGGUCAGUGGUUCGUCUCCUGCAACUACGAUCCUCCGGGCAACGUCCAAGGCCAAAGCCCCUACUGA